CACUCCCUAAUUGGAGCAGAAGCCUUUUCCGCUCCCAUACAGCUAGCCUAUAUCUGAUCCUCUCUCAUCAGUUAGUCGUACGAUGCGUUUUUAAUGCAUUGGGAUUUUAAACAAUGAAUUAAGUUGGUGGCCCGUGACACGAGCUGAAUUGGAUCCGCUGCCUGCGCGGCGCCUCAGACGUGCUUGUGUUGCAUGAAGCCUUUCCAUCUCUCUCUCUCUCUCUCUCUGUCCUCCGGUUUACACUAAAGAUGACGGGGAGUUGCCGCUUCGUGAGCCAACCUCCACUCUUCAGGCUAAAUUGUGGCAUCCCUGAGAUCUUGUGUCACAGUCGUUGGCAGGAUCAGAGUUAGUGAUGUGGACUACUCUGGACUGCGGAUGCUGGGGGGUCUGCUGCUUGUCCCUGCUAGCGACUGUAGUCUGCGGGGCGCAAAGCGCCAGCGAACCUAGCAACAUGUCAUAUGUGAAAGCCACCGUGGACAAGCUGUUGAAGGGCUAUGACAUCCGUCUUCGGCCUGAUUUUGGAGGCGCCCCGGUGGAUGUUGGCAUGAGCAUAGACAUCGCCAGUAUUGACAUGGUGUCAGAAGUCAACAUGGACUACACCAUCACCAUGUACUUCCAGCAGUCCUGGAGAGACAAGCGUCUCUCAUACACAGGCAUUCCGCUCAACCUCACUCUGGACAACCGGGUGGCAGACCAGCUAUGGGUCCCUGACACCUACUUCAUUAAUGACAAGAAGUCCUUCGUACACGGGGUGACAGUGAAGAACCGGAUGAUUAGACUGCACCCUGAUGGAACCGUGCUCUAUGGUCUCAGGAUCACCACAACAGCUGCCUGCAUGAUGGACCUGCGCAGAUACCCACUGGAUGAGCAGAACUGCACCUUAGAGAUUGAGAGCUAUGGUUACACCACUGAUGACAUCGAGUUCUACUGGCAGGGAGGAAGCAAUGGAGGCUCAGUCACUGGGGUGGAGAACAUCGAACUGCCCCAGUUCUCCAUCAUAGACUACCAAACCCUCUCCAAGAAAGCUGUGUUUGCCACAGGUUCCUAUCCACGUCUGUCCCUGAGCUUUAAGCUGAAGAGGAACAUUGGCUAUUUCAUCCUGCAAACCUACAUGCCCUCCAUCCUGAUCACCAUCCUGUCCUGGGUCUCCUUCUGGAUCAAUUAUGAUGCCUCAGCUGCCAGAGUAGCCUUAGGUAUAACCACGGUGCUGACCAUGACCACCAUCAAUACCCACCUUAGGGAGACUCUACCCAAGAUCCCCUACGUCAAGGCCAUUGACAUUUACCUCAUGGGUUGCUUUGUCUUUGUCUUUCUGGCCUUGCUGGAGUACGCCUUUGUCAACUACAUCUUCUUCGGUCGAGGUCCUCACCUGCAGAAGAAGGUGGCCGAAAAGGCUGCGAAGUCUAACAACGAGAAUAAGAGCAGAGUGGAGAGCAACAAAGUGCAGGUUGAUGCUCAUGGCAACAUCCUCCUGACCAACCUAACAAGUGAGAUGGGUGCAGCAGACAUGAUGGGCGCUCUAAACGACCCUCGGGCUACCAUGUUCUCUUACGACAGCGCCAGCAUACAGUACCGCAAGCCCAUGACCAGCCGAGACCUGUACAGACGGCCGGCCAUUGAACGUCCAAUGGGCCACAAGGGCAGCUUGCGGAGGAGGGCCACGCAGCUCAAAGUCAAGAUCCCCGACAUCAUGGAUGUCAAUGCCAUAGACAAAUGGUCCCGUGUCGUCUUCCCAAUCACGUUCACCUUCUUCAACCUGGUCUACUGGCUUUACUAUGUCCACUAGGGCAGCAGUAGCGAGCCUUUGUGGCAGCAUCACUUCUCAUGAUUUGUUAGAAAAGCUACCUAGGUCUUGUACAGGGAUGAAAAUAGAGGAGCGUUCAGUCCAUUUGUAUAAAUCCUGUUUUGGAAUGAGUAGUACUGGAUGUCUUUGCAAUGUACAUUACAGACAUAGUAAAGGUAUGGUAUUUCUUAAGUCCAAACUUGCCAAAAAGACUUUGCUGACUCCAACAUUACAGGCAAUGAUCUUUGAUUUGUUCCAUCUCUUUUUCUUACCUUCUGACAUCUGGCCUUUGUGCAUGUGCAUCUUUUAUUUGUUUAUAAGGUCAACAAAAGUAAGGGAAGGCCAGUGCAAAAAUAGGUAACUAAAACAGUUUUUACAUGAUUGGAAGAAUUCCAUCGUAUUAAGGUAGCCCUUAUUUGGUCUAAGCGCAGUGCUCUGACUGAAGUCAUUUUUGUGGGAUUAGGUAUGUAAAGCCACAAAAUUAAAUUCAUUUUGCACUGUUUCUUUUCAUUUCUGUAAAACAAAAAGCUUUACAUGGCUCUACCAAGCCACUUUGUAUUAUAAUCAUCAUACUGUAUGCUUUCACUGCAUUUUUAAGGUAAGUACAGGACCGUUGUUAAUUGGAACUCCACUAAUUUCUCAAAAACAAAAUGUAGUUUGUACCUAUGUUAUUCUCACAACAUAUGUGAGCAAUGGCAUGUGCAAUGCAAUAGUCUUUGAAAGAAAGCAGUGGUAAAGAAUGGCCAAUGAUGUGACCAUGCUUUCAAAAUCAUAUUCAAAAUUUCAAGCCCUGAUAAAACACACUGCUGGUGUUGAAACACCUGGUGUUACAUACUAUUAUUGAACGUUUUUGUCAGAUACCUGAAGUUAUACUGUACAUAACUGUUUAUUUGUUUCAUAAUUAAAGGGCAAGUAUAAGGUCAA
This is a messenger RNA of Siniperca chuatsi (mandarin fish), 2707 nucleotides long. It is a transcript of the gene gabrb1, whose product is annotated as gamma-aminobutyric acid type A receptor subunit beta1. Gene Ontology annotation, biological process: nervous system process; monoatomic ion transmembrane transport; regulation of membrane potential. The transcript is spliced from 10 exons. Lineage: Eukaryota; Metazoa; Chordata; Actinopteri; Centrarchiformes; Sinipercidae. The record is from RefSeq and is a predicted model, not a curated record. Gene Ontology annotation, cellular component: neuron projection; membrane; GABA-A receptor complex. Bases 353 to 1786 code for a protein of 477 amino acids. Gene Ontology annotation, molecular function: neurotransmitter receptor activity; GABA-A receptor activity; extracellular ligand-gated monoatomic ion channel activity.